Messenger RNA from Trypanosoma cruzi, 498 nucleotides. RefSeq lists its product as uncharacterized. Gene Ontology annotation, cellular component: membrane. Gene Ontology annotation, biological process: transmembrane transport. Gene Ontology annotation, molecular function: mechanosensitive monoatomic ion channel activity. The record is from RefSeq and is a predicted model, not a curated record. Bases 1 to 498 code for a protein of 165 amino acids. Lineage: Eukaryota; Euglenozoa; Kinetoplastea; Trypanosomatida; Trypanosomatidae. The transcript has a single exon.
AUGAAACGCUUUUUCAAUCGCUUCUAUCUUGACACUGGCAUUAUUGCUGACCCCAGUCAACGUAGUCUUGCUAGUCGAGUAAGCGCUUUGCUGGUGCAGGGAGCUGUGGCCUUUUCGUUGCUUGGCACGAUCGGUGUUGAUACCUCGCCUCUUAUCGCUGCUGCGGGUGUAACAGGGGCCACAAUUGGAUUUGCUUGCAAGGACUUUGGUACCAACUUUGUCGCGAGCAUUGUGCUGAGCGGUCAACAGUCACUUCGAACAGGGAAUCAGGUUUGCAUUGGGACUGGCCUUAAUGUCGUCAAAGGGAAGGUGGUGGACUGGGACACGCGGUAUUUGUACCUGCGCAGCUCGGAGGGCCACCUGCUGCAUGUCCCCAACAACAUGGUCCUCAACUCCGUAGUGACAUGGGAACAAGAAAAGAAGCAGAGCCUACAUGAAACGGAUCCCCCCAAACAAGACGUUGUCAAGGCAACUGGAGACAACGCGGCCAAGCAGUGA